AUGGGUCUGGAGGCAGCAGAAGAGCAUCUCAGACAUGUCGAAAAGGAUGUUUUGAUCCCUAAAAUAAUGAGAGAGAAAGCCCGAGAGAGAUGUUCUGAACAAGUUCAAGGCUCUGUCAACUACUGCCAGCAACUUAGGUUUCUGACUGGCUUGGGUUUAGUCUUUCAGAUUAAGUGGCCCGUCUUCUACUCUUUUCUCAAGUCCAAUUUUACCAAAUGUUGCAAGGACUCUGGAAUCCUUAUGGUAGUAAAAUGCCGAAAAGAAAAUUCUGCAUUGAAAGAAUGUCUAACUGCUCAUUAUAAUGAUCCAGCCUUUUAUGAAGAAUGCAAAAUGGAAUACCUGAAGGAAAGGGAAGAAUUCAGAAAAACUGGAAUUCCUACCAAGAAAAGGCUACAGAAGCUUCCCACAAGCAUGUAGGCAAAUAUUCAGCGAUACUCAAGAGCUCUGAUAUUCAUGGAAAUCAUUAUCACCUGAAAUAAUGGACUCAAGGAAGUGUUUGCUUUAUCCUAAAUGAUGGAAAUAUUAUCUGAAAU
Molecule: messenger RNA, 533 nt
Organism: Puma concolor (puma)
Lineage: Eukaryota; Metazoa; Chordata; Mammalia; Carnivora; Felidae
Source: RefSeq, a predicted model, not a curated record